GUUCAGAGGGUAGCUUGUUUGAUAACUUAUGCUAUAGAAAGAGGCGUUUUUCUGUAGGUUUGUACUCAGUAGUUCAUGCUUAUUGAAAUGUAGAAUCACACAGGUGGACUGUCGCCGAUGUAUUUAGUCUGUUAUCAACCUUAAGGCAUGCAUGUUUUGCGGCAACCAGUUAAACAUGCUGACAUUAGCCUUGUAGCUUUGUCCAGUAAUUAGCUAGCUUGGUACCAAACAGGCAGUCGUAAAUGACAUAUUUUUAAAGCUUACCUUAGCUGGCAGUGGGUUUGAAAGCGCUGUAUCAGAGUUAUGGCAUCAGUCAGGCUUCUGUGUUUGUUCAAUGGGAGGGCUGCAGGCUGGAGCAAAACAUUAGCCCGGACUGGCUGCAGAAAUGUCUGCAGUUCACCUUCAAGGCUGCAGAGCAUGUCAGCCUGGGUCAUUGAUCAGUAUGGCUCUAGUGGAGUUUUGAGGCACACAGAAGAAAUCCCUAUCCCGACUGUUAAUUUUGCACAUGAUGUGAUGAUAAACGUCAGCGCGGCCAGUCUCAACCCUCUGGAUCUGAAUAUGAGGGGGGGUUACGGAGCUACAUUGCUUAACUUAAGGAGGGAUCCUUUGUCUCUGGUUAACAGCUUUAGUGAGUUUCCACUCAUUCUUGGCCGUGAUCUGUCAGGUGUAGUAGUGGACUGUGGGUCUGGGGUAACCCACUUUGCUCCAGGAGAUGAGGUGUGGGCUGCUAUUCCACCGUGGAAACAAGGCAGCCUGGCAGAAUAUGUGACUCUAACAGAGUAUGAGGUUUCCUACAAGCCAGAAUCACUGAGUCACAUAGAGGCUGCAUCCAUCCCCUAUGUAGCCAACACGGCCCUCUCUGCUCUUGUGAAUGCAGGAGGUCUGUGCAGGGAAAACUCCUUUAAUAAAAGAGUUUUGAUCACUGGAGCAUCUGGAGGUGUCGGAACGUUCUCAAUUCAAUUAUUAAAAGCUUGGGGUGCCCAUGUGACCGUUACCUGCUCUCAGAAUGCCGAAGGCCUCGUCAGAGGUCUUGGAGCCGAUGAGGUGGUUGACUACACUGCAGGAGAUGUGGCUGAAAAACUGGACAUGAUGGAGAGGUUUGACGUUAUUUUGGACAAUGUGGGAGAAGAUACGGAGGAGUGGGCCAUGCGCCUGUUGAAGCCCUGGUCAGGGGCGAAGUAUGUAACGCUGGUGUCACCUUUACUCCUCAACACUGACUCCAUGGGGCUGCUAGAUGGAUCACUUCACGCUGGGCUGACCCUGCACAACAAAGCCUUUCAGAACAUAACCUCCAGCGGAGUUUUCUACAGGUGGGCAUUUUAUGCUCCCGACGGUCCCACCUUGGAUGAAGUCAGCCGGCUGGUGGAUGCAGGGAAGAUCCUGCCGGUUGUGGAGGCCCAGUUUCCGUUCAGCCAGGUGCCUCAAGCGUUCCAGAAGCUGGAGCAGGGUCACGCCAGGGGGAAGACUGUGGUUGAGGUGGCUGAAGACGAUGAGUACAUGGAGGCCGCGGAGUCUGAGCAAAAAGUGCAAGAAACGCUGCAGCAAAAUUGAAGAUGGAAAAUUGCCAAGCGAAUCCCUCGUGCACUUCUUUGACCUUUCACAAUGCUACAAUUCACAGCAACAGACUGUGAACUCCAAAUGGGAAAGGUCAUGAACAGAAGAUGGUGAAGAAGGAAAGGAAGAAAGCCAAAUGAUGUUUUUCUUACAGCGCUCACCUUUCUGCGCCAUUUUAUAUUUAUAAACGGUGUUUAAAUUAUGCUGUGUUCAUGCUCUAUUGAAAUUAAAGUACACUUAAAAUGGUGACAUUUAAAAGUUAAUCAGGUCACCAUUCUGUUGUUAUCCAGACUCAGAAACAUGUUGAUGAAUAUAUAUGCAUAACAUGGAAUUUGGUUUAGUCAUCUUUAAAGGUUUCUCAGUAAAAGACUUGAAUUUGUUUGUA
Molecule: messenger RNA, 1939 nt
Organism: Xiphophorus maculatus (southern platyfish)
Lineage: Eukaryota; Metazoa; Chordata; Actinopteri; Cyprinodontiformes; Poeciliidae
Product: reticulon-4-interacting protein 1 homolog, mitochondrial-like
Exons: 9
Coding region: 304-1551 (415 amino acids)
Cellular component (GO): mitochondrion
Molecular function (GO): zinc ion binding; oxidoreductase activity
Source: RefSeq, a predicted model, not a curated record